Drosophila santomea is the source of this 1757-nucleotide messenger RNA. RefSeq names its product skin secretory protein xP2. The record is from RefSeq and is a predicted model, not a curated record. The transcript is spliced from 4 exons. Gene Ontology annotation, biological process: positive regulation of Rho protein signal transduction. Lineage: Eukaryota; Metazoa; Arthropoda; Insecta; Diptera; Drosophilidae. The coding region runs from base 263 to 1405 and encodes 380 amino acids. Gene Ontology annotation, molecular function: actin binding.
GAAACGUGUGCAUUUUGCAUUGUGAGUGGAUCGAGUCGAGAAUCGGAGAUUUUGGAAGCCCGCCUCUUCGAGGAAUUCCAGCCAGCCAACAAAGAAUCAGAAUCAAGAGGAGCUACAUCCGAAAAGCCCAAGAAAAAAGCCGAAGUGUUGUGAACUGCGGAUCCAAAUCCACAUCCAAAUAGUGAAGAGCGACUAGCGAUCCGCCAAUCUGCAAGAUCCCAGCCAGAGCCCGGAGCCCAAUCCAUCCAAGCCGAGUGCAGCCAUGACGGACGUAUCGCAUGAACUGGGCGCCCUGCGCUUCGUGGUGGACUCGCCGCUGUCCUCCAAGGUGGCCAUGUUCAACAACCAGGCCACGCAGCACAAGCAGUCGCAGCUGCUGAAUCCAUUUUCCCAGGACGGACGCGCCGCCUCGCCAAAACCCACUUUCUCGAAGGAUCAGUAUGGAAAACCACUGGCCGGCAGCCUCACAGAGAUGCGUGGCCAGAAGGCCAACAUCCACGUGAUGAAGGAGAUGCUGGAGCUGUGCCAGAUCAUCAAUUCGGAGGGCUACGACGUCAAGGACGAGCCCACUAUGCGCGUGAUCCCUUUCGGCGAACUCUUCAAUAUCUACAACUACAUAUCCGACAAGGUGGUGGGCAUCCUGCUGCGAGCCCGCAAACACAAGUUGGUAGACUUCGAGGGCGAGAUGUUGUACCAGCGGCGGGACGAUGAUGUGCCCGUCUUUCUGUUGAAGCCCAUCAAGGAAAUACGCAGCGAGAUGGAGGCCAAGAUUGAAGACAUCAAGAGGGCGGCCAGUCCGGCGCCUCCGCAGUCCACCUCGGUGCUGAUGGAUCGCAGUGCUCACGAGCAGAAACUUAAGUCGAGAACUCCCUCGCCGGCCGUGAGUAAGUCCGCCAAGUCCAAGUCAGCGUCGCCGGCACCCAAGUGCCCGGCACCUGUUCCCACUCAAGCUGCAGAAGUCACGCCUGUGGCAGCGCCCACAACUACUGCCGCACCUGCUCCUGUGGCACAGCCCACUCCGGCAGCAGUUCCUGCUCCGACUACAGAGCCCACACCGGCAACAGCUCCUGCACCUGUGGAAGCUCCUGCUUCCAGUACCGUGGAGAGCGAGCCAGCUAAGCCAGAGGUGCCCGAACCAGCGCCCGUGGCUGUGAUAGUCACAGAAGCACCAUCCACAGAAGAAACCGCACCAACCAUCAGCGAUCAGCAGGCGGAGGAGGCAGCCGCUGCAGUUGCACCGGCAGCACCGGCAGUACCUGCUGAUGACUUGCCCACAAUUGUGAUCGAAGCCACCGCCGAGUUUGUGCGCACCGUCAGCGUGGAGCAGUUGGCGCCCAGUCCCGCAACAGACAGCGAGUCCACGCCAGACCAAUUCCAAUCCCAACCAGAGUCGACGCCCGCUUAAGGCGGGAAAGGGGAUUUGAUAGCUGGAAAGGAGUAAACAUCCAUUUGAAUCGUUUAAAAGGAACUCUCGCAACUACUAAAGCGGCAGCUUUAAAUUGCAGUAGUUUAGUUUACGGCGUACUUAGUUUAAUUUACAAUUAGAGCAACACAACACUGAAGACAGAAACGAGAGUAACUUUUUAUUUAUUAUGAUUACUUGUAUAUUAUUAACGGACGACCAAAGGAGCCAGUUUCCUCAAUUUGUUAACCAUUACUCUAUGGAAAUGAACCAAGGUUUUUCGCUCACAAAGUUGGGAACGUGCAAAGCAAUAUAAUACUAAUAAAAUAAAUACACGUACAUAAACACAAUAUAA